CUCGGCCGUGCCGUGCCGUGCCGUGCCGUGCCGUGCCGUGCCGGUGGGACCAUGCCGUCCUACACCGUCACCGUGGCUACGGGCAGCCAGUGGUUCGCUGGCACCGACGACUAUGUGUACCUGAGCCUGGAGGGCACUGCGGGCUGCAGCGAGAGGCACCUCCUGGACAAACCCUUCUACAACGACUUCGAGCGCGGCGCGGUUGACUCCUAUGACGUGACGGUGGAAGAAGACCUUGGAGAAAUUCAGCUAAUAAAAAUUGAGAAACGAAAAUAUUGGUACCAAGAUGACUGGUACCUGAAGCACGUCACUGUCAAAACACCACUGGGCGAUUAUCUGGAAUUCCCAUGUUACCGUUGGAUUACAGAUGAGAAAGAAGUUGUCCUUCGAGAUGGAAGAGCAAAGCUCCCCCGGGAUGACAAGACCCAGAUACUCAAGCAGCACAGACGCAAAGAGCUUGAGGAUCGUCAGAAAAUGUACCGCUGGAAGGAGUGGCAUCCUGGCUUUCCAUUGAGCAUUGAUGCCCAUUGUCACAGUGAGCUGCCCCGUGACAUCCAGUUUGACAACGAGAAAGGAAUCGACUUCAUUCUGAACUACUCCAAAGCGAUGGAGAAUCUCUAUAUCAACCGUUUUAUGCACAUGUUCCAGUCUUCUUGGAGUGACUUUGCAGAUUUUGAGAAGAUCUUUGUGAGAAUCAGUAACACAAUCUCUGAAUAUGUGAUGCAGCACUGGAAAGAAGAUUUUAUGUUUGGCUACCAGUUCCUGAAUGGCUGCAAUCCUGUGCUGAUACGGCGAUGCACAGAGAUUCCCAAGAAAUUGCCAGUGACCAGUGAUAUGGUAGAAUGCAGCCUAGAGAGGAACUUGACCCUGGAGGAAGAAGUGAAGCAAGGAAACAUUUUCAUUGUGGACUAUGAACUGCUGGAUGGCGUGGAUGCCAAUAAGACAGACCCAUGUACAAUACAGUACUUGGCUGCACCCAUCUGUUUGCUGUACAAGAAUCUGGAGAAUAAAAUAGUACCCAUUGCAAUCCAGCUUGGUCAAAAGCCUGGGCCAGAAAAUCCCAUUUUCCUUCCUUCAGAUGCCACCUAUGACUGGCUGCUGGCCAAAAUUUGGGUUCGCUCAUCUGAUUUCCACAUCCACCAGACAGUGACCCAUCUCUUAAGGACACACCUUGUCUCAGAGGUGUUCAGCAUUGCCAUGUUCCGGCAGCUGCCUGCUGUACAUCCCCUCUUCAAGCUGUUGGUGCCACACAUGCGAUUCACAAUAGCCAUCAACACCAAAGCUCGAGAACAGCUCAUCUGUGAAUGUGGCCUUUUUGACAAGGCAAAUGCCACAGGUGGAGGAGGACACGUGCAAAUGGUUCAGAAAGCAAUGAAGGAUCUGACUUACAGCUCACUCUGCUUCCCUGAAGAUAUCAAAGCUAAGGGGAUGGACAGCAAAGAGGAUAUCCCCUACUACUAUUACCGAGAUGAUGGCAUUAGAGUUUGGGAGGCAAUAAAGAGUUUUGCAGAGGAUGUGAUUCAAAUCUACUACGAGAGCGAUGAGGUGGUGUGUGAGGAUGUGGAACUCCAGGCCUUUGUCAAAGACAUUUACAUGUAUGGGAUGAGGGGCGUGAAGGCCUCAGGGUUUCCUAAGGUGAUCAAGACACGGGAGAAACUAGCAGAAUAUCUCACAGUGAUAAUAUUCACCACAUCAGCCCAGCACGCAGCUGUGAAUUUUGGCCAGUAUGACUGGUGCUCCUGGAUUCCCAAUGCCCCACCGACAAUGCGCUGCCCUCCUCCGACAGAAAAGGGGACAGUCACCAUCGAGCAGAUUGUGGAGAGUCUGCCAGACAGAGGGCGUUCUUGUUGGCAUCUGGGAGCUGUCUGGGCCUUGAGUCAGUUCCAGGACAAUGAACUGUUUCUGGGCAUGUAUCCGGAUGAACAUUUUGUGGAGAAGCCGGUGAAAGAGGCGAUGGCAAAAUUCCGCAAGAAUCUGGAUGAGAUCGUCAGCGCCAUCACUGAGCGCAACAAGAACAAAAAGCUCCCUUACUACUACCUGUCCCCAAAUCGCAUUCCCAACAGUGUUGCUGUUUGAGCAACAAGGAGAGCUCAGCAGAGUAUAAACCCAGUGCAUGUUUUCCUGUUACAUAUGGUUCACAUUAGAGACCUUUCAGAGAUUUGUAAAAUAACAAACACGCCCUCUCCAUCAGAGCUGACCCAUACUCUAUUUUGGCUUUCAAAGCAAAUUUAACUAUGACAAAUCUUGCACACAGUUUAGGUCCUUGCACACUCCUUAGGUCAAAUUUUUUACAAGCUUAUAUCACCAAGAUUUUUAUAUUACUCUUAGAAUCAAUACUUGCAUUAGUGUUAGCUUUCCCUUUCCCAAUCAGAACAAAGAAAUCACAGAAAUUACACUGCUUUCAAGCUAAGUACUGUCACGCUGUGUGUGAGAAUUGGACAUAGCAGUGAAAAGGUACUGAACGAAGAUGGGUGUCUUCACGUUCCUCAUUUCGCUCAUCCGAUUCAAUGAAAAUAGUAUCAGGAGCAAUAAACAGGUCUUUUAAAUCCUUCCUAUUUUUAAUAGAUGAUGCUCAUGACUUGAAUUCAUAGUCUUUCAAGUUUGUGUGUUGUUCAUAAACUGAUUUAAAAACUUACAUUACAUAUUUUCACUACAACUUUGAAUGCCCCAGUCAGGAUGAAGGUAAAAGCAGAGCAUUUUUGUAACACAGACAAGAGUUUUUAUCACCUUCUUGUAGCGAAGUCACUUUUCUCAUCUAAAAUGAGAAAAUCUGGUUUAUAGGAAAUGAACUCUUUUAUCUAUAUGUACCUAUAUAUUUUCUACAUAAAACUAAUAAGGUUUGUUUCAGCAUCUGCCAGAAGAGUUCUCUGUCACUGAUAUGCAUGGCAAAUGUUUUGCUUGGCACAGUAGCAAGUACAGACUUAGCAGUGGUAUUCUCAGCUUCAUUGCUGAGAAGGCUGGGCAUUGUGGGCAGCUUCUUUUGUUCUGGGAGGGAAGAAAAUGCUGCUUUCUAUAAAGGUUAUGGAGAAAGGUCAAAUGAUGGCUUCUAAGAAGGAUCCUUGGAUUUGACCAAUUAAGUAUAAUGUGUUCCACCUUAGAGACGUCCAAGUUGUGACUGUUAUACUCAGAGAUGAUUAGGCUCAAGUAUCUGGGCUUUGGUUUAAGGUUAGGAGUCACAGAGAUAACAGAAGGGAAAAGUGAGGUUUGGGAAAUCUAAGAGCAGUAGUUUAAUUAAUAACACUUCUGCAUUUUUCCCAGAUUUUUUGUACUAGUGGUGUAAGCCUGCAGUGUUUGUUUUGUUAUUUGUUUUUUAAAUAUAUGAGAAAGCUGCUUAUGCUAAUAAAACAGAACUGAAUAAGAAAAUCUAGCUUUUAUUUCUUAACUCACUUUCUAAUGCUCUAUGUUUUGGAGAAUUUGUUAGGAAUAUAAGGCUUAUAUAAGGAAGAUAAGGUGUUGUGUAGAGAAAUGAAGCUCCUGUACAUUGAGAAAAUACAGUUAUUUCUGUCACUCGUGUGAGUUUCAAAUAAGAUUGGUGCUAAAGUGUCCUUCGUGUUUCAUAUGAAAUACAGAAUCGGAAAGGACAACUAUUUUAGACCCUUGAUGGUAGUCUGAUUUCCUUUUUCUUCUACCAGUGAAAGAGCUUCAGCAAAAAUGUGGACAGCAAGGACACUUCCUUCUCUUGAGGAAGUAUGCUUAUGACUUGUGUGUUUUCUUCUUACCACAGCCCAAGAGAAUGAUGGCUGCAGGCACCAAGGCGUGCGAUUGUAAGUGGUGAUGGAAGACAGACAGAGGGCCAGAGACCAUAGCAUGCAAACCACACAAACAAAAAAAAAUGCUGAAUUUCACAACAAGCUGAUGCAAUAUAUCCAGUUCAUGCUCCUAGCUCAUGUUCUUCCCCUGUAUAUGGUGAAUGUCUUAUUGCCUCAGCCUUCCUAUGAUAAUGAUCUGCACAGUCGAGCACUUCUCUGGAAAAAAUAUAGAGAAUCUGAGGCCUGGUCUCUUGCAUCUGUUCCCUUGCAUCCCACCCUGUGGACCUGGGUCUGAGGGGAAGUUUGGGGAAUUUGUUGUGCAGCUUUCAAGGCGGAUGCCUGAUGUAACUGCAGCAGAGGCUGUGGAAUGAUGUGAGGAGGUUAAAGGUAACACUAUCACUAUUAAGGAAGCAAAUACGAGCAAAUACCAAAGUAAUUAUUUUCUCCCAGCUUAUUCCCUGCUCCCUUUACACCAGUCAGCAUUCACCAGAAAGAGACCUGCUUGUGUGUGGCCUGUGAGUUGUUUCACUGCAUCCUGCUUGAACAAAUGUGUCCCUGAGGUCAUGUUUCUAAGGUCCUGUAGUGUCCACUCCCAAGAUUACUUCUGGGCAAACAUGAAAGGACCAGCCCUCUCUGAAGUGGGUCUCAAGUGAGUGCACUCAACUGAGUGAUAGAUGUGAGAUGAUGCACAUUUAAAGGAUAUUUAACAGGAUUGAAAAGUCAGUGGCAUGUGUCUUGGCUGGAUGGCUGAUGGCCUGUAUGUAACCUGCCUUCCCAGCUCCAGCACCCUUGCUGUCUUUCCCAGUUGCAGUGAUUUUUUUAUUGACUGGGAGAUGUUCACUGCUGAAUGCUCUGGCAGAGACUCCGAAGGCUCUGUUAUCUCUGUCCUUCCUCACAGUGCUUGGUCACAGAAGAGGGCACUUCAACUAUGAAACACCAUUAGUGGUAGGGAGAAUAGAAGAAUACUUCCCAGCCCCUUUGGCUUUACAAGUAGAGGAGAAACCCUAAUGUUUUCUCCUCAGGCAAAUUACAAAAAAGAGGAGAAAUGGAGGACUUGAGAGGAAGAAGAGGCAUUAACAGGAGGACAAGCAUUUCCCUGAAUAUUUGAUUUUUUUGGGCUCAUUGGUGACAGGGAGGACUUAGCCCCCUGCAGCCAUCCCUGCUCUCAUCACUGACCUCCCAUGUUUUCCCCCUUUAGAGGACUGAGAUUCAGGUUAAUUCUCAAGCUCUCUUCUGGGUUGCAUGAGAGAAGACCGUCCCAGCCACCUGCCCAGUUGGGUUGCCAUUGCUCUGUCCCAUUCCUCUGCCCAAAGGUGAUUCAGUUCCCUACUCACACCCAUACAGUUCUAGUGGGCAGAUCUUAUGUUCCUGUUUGGCUACUCAGAAUUAUUUGCUCUGUUGCACACAGGGCAGAACAGGAAAUAUCCCCCGGAAUAUUUGUUUCUAAAGAGCAAAUUUUAAUCAGCAUCUGAUUUUCCUACUGCAGGAGUAGCGAAGUGGUAUCUUAAGAAGUAAUUGUAUGUGCUGAGAUGUAGCACAGAGUGCUUACUUUGUAUCAUUUGUACAAUAAAGAGGAAUAAAUAUUGCACACAAUCA
This is a messenger RNA of Tympanuchus pallidicinctus (lesser prairie-chicken), 5345 nucleotides long. RefSeq names its product arachidonate 5-lipoxygenase (gene ALOX5). The record is from RefSeq and is a predicted model, not a curated record. Gene Ontology annotation, molecular function: arachidonate 5-lipoxygenase activity; iron ion binding; protein binding. Gene Ontology annotation, cellular component: nuclear envelope. Gene Ontology annotation, biological process: lipid oxidation; linoleic acid metabolic process. Bases 52 to 2076 code for a protein of 674 amino acids. NCBI's taxonomy places the organism in Eukaryota, Metazoa, Chordata, Aves, Galliformes, Phasianidae. The transcript has 14 exons.